UUCUAAAAUUUGGACUUUUUCUAAAUUACUUUUUUUUUUCCUCAAACUCGGAAGACGCGAGGGUGUGGUGUACAGAUAGAUCUUUCUCCCACGCCCCACCCCUUCUCUAGAUUCGCUCUGCUCGAACUUCUCAAAAGACAUUUCGAGAUCAUAUAUUCAUCCCUCUCAUCUGCUGGAUCGAUCUCCCCGAAACCAAAUUUGAUUUCCACUUUCUCCCCCCAUCUCACGAGACUCGGAUCUCGCUACUAAGUAGAUGACUGGUUUAAUUGAAAUCUGAGAAAAUCCACAUCGCAGCUGGAUCGAGAUGGAAGAAGAAAGUGCUGUUGAGAUUCUGCAGAGGUAUCGCCGCGAUAGGCGUAAACUCUUGGAUUUCAUGUUGGCCGGUAGCUUAAUCAAGAAAGUCAUCAUGCCUCCCGGAGCCGUUACUCUCGAUGACGUGGAUUUAGAUCAAGUCAGUGUUGAUUACGUCAUCAACUGUGCUAAGAAAGGUGGAAUGCUCGAGCUUUCUGAAGCGAUUCGAGACUACCAUGAUCACAGUGGAUUGCCUUAUAUGAAUAGCGUUGGUACUGCUGACGAUUUCUUUCUGGCUACGACUCCUGAAUCUUCUGGCUCGCCUCCGAAAAGAGCGCCGCCGCCUAUUCCUAUAUUAACUUCUGCCUCAUCCUCGUCCAUCCCAACGAAUCCCGAGUGGUGCGAGUCACCGUCUGCGCCGCCGUUGAUGCGCUCGGAGUCUAUUGAUUCUCCGCACGCUCAAGAGCUGACUGUUGAUGAUAUUGAGGAUUUUGAGGAUGACAAUGAGGAAGUUGGUAAUUUCAGGAUCUCGAGGCGGACUGCUAGUGAUGCGGCUGAUCUUGUGCCUAAACUGCCAUCCUUUGCCACUGGUAUUACAGAUGAUGAUCUUCGUGAAACUGCAUUUGAAAUCUUGUUGGCUUGCGCUGGAGCCUCAGGGGGUCUCAUAGUACCAUCAAAAGAGAAAAAGAAUGAGAAACGCAGAUCUAGGCUGAUUAAAAAGCUUGGUCGCAAAAGUGAGAGUGUUUCUCAGUCUCAAAGUUCAUCAGGAUUGGUUUCUCUUUUGGAAAUGAUGCGGGGCCAAAUGGAGAUAUCUGAAGCCAUGGACAUCAGGACAAGACAGGGGUUGCUUAAUGCUCUAGCUGGAAAAGCUGGGAAAAGAAUGGACAGCCUCCUCGUACCUUUAGAAUUGUUAUGUUGUGUGUCUCGUACCGAGUUCUCUGACAAGAAAGCAUACCUACGUUGGCAGAAAAGGCAGUUAAACAUGUUAGCAGAGGGGCUAAUUAACCAUCCUGUCGUUGGAUUUGGAGAAUCAGGUCGUAAGGCAAAUGACCUGAAGAGUCUUCUGCAAAGAAUUGAAGAAUCAGAGUCUCUUCCAUCCUCAGCCGGAGAAGUGCAAAGAGCAGAAUGUUUAAAAUCUCUUACAGAAGUUGCUAUCUCACUUGCUGAGAGACCGGCACGUGGUGAUUUGACGGGUGAAGUCUGCCAUUGGGCUGAUGGCUAUCAUUUGAACGUCAGACUAUAUGAAAAAUUGCUUCUCUGUGUCUUUGACAUGUUGAAUGAAGGGAAGCUAACAGAGGAGGUGGAAGAAAUUCUUGAGCUUUUGAAAUCAACAUGGCGUGUUCUUGGAAUUACAGAGACCAUUCAUUACACAUGCUAUGCCUGGGUAUUGUUUCGGCAGUAUGUAAUCACUAGUGAACGAGGACUUCUGCGACAUGCUAUUCAGCAGCUGAAGAAAAUCCCUCUAAAAGAACAACGUGGGCCUCAAGAGCGCAUACACUUGAAAACCUUGCAGUGUAGGGUUGAAAAUGAAGAGAUAUCCUUCUUGGAGUCCUUCUUGUCACCUAUACGAAGUUGGGCCGAUAAGCAGCUGGGCGACUACCAUCUGCAUUUUGCCGAGGGUUCACUUGUCAUGGAGGAUACAGUUACAGUUGCAAUGAUAACUUGGAGGCUUUUGUUGGAGGAAUCUGAUAGAGCGAUGCAUUCUAGCUCUUCAGAUCGAGAGCAAAUUGAGUCCUAUAUUUCAUCUUCCAUUAAGAAUACGUUCACAAGGAUGUCACUGACCAUUGAUAGAUCAGACAGAAUCAAUGAGCACCCUUUGGCAUUGCUUGCUGAGGAGACAAAGAAACUUAUGAAAAAGGACUCUACCGUCUUUAUGCCAAUAUUAUCUCAGAGGCACCCACAAGCAAUUGCGUUUUCUGCAUCCCUUAUUCACAAGUUUUAUGGGAACAAAUUGAAACCUUUUCUUGAUGGUACUGAACACCUGACUGAGGAUGUAGUCUCUGUUUUUCCUCCGGCUGAUAGCCUUGAGCAAUAUUUACUGGAGCUAAUGACUUCUGUCUGCGGAGAGGAUACAAAUGGACCUUAUUUCAGAAAAUUAAUUCCUUAUGAGCUCGAAUCUCUCUCUGGCACAUUGGUUUUGAGAUGGAUCAAUGCACAGCUGGGAAGAAUUUUGAGUUGGGUGGAGCGAGCUUUUAAACAAGAGCAUUGGGACCCAAUAUCAGCUCAACAGCGGCAUGGGAGCUCAAUUGUUGAAGUUUUCAGGAUCGUAGAAGAGACUGUUGAUCAGUUUUUUGAGCUGAAAGUUCCAAUGAGAUCCAUUGAACUAAGCGCUUUACUUCGUGGUAUUGACAAUGCAUUUCAAGUAUAUACUAACCAUGUCAUGGAGAAGCUAGGUAGCAAGGAUGAUUUGGUUCCACCUGUGCCUGUUCUUACUCGUUACAAGAAGGAAGCAGCAAUCAAGGUUUUUGUUAAGAAGGAACUAUUCGAGUCAAAACUGCCGGAUGAGAGAUGGUCGACUAACAUUGAUGUUCCUGCAACUGCUGUCCUUUGCGUUCAGCUCAAUACUUUACAUUAUGCUGUUAGUCAAUUGAGCAAGUUAGAAGACAGCAUAUGGGAGCGAUGGAUAGCAAAAAGACCUCGCGAAAAGAUUGUCAUCAGAAAAUCUUUGGUUGAGAAAACUAAGAGUGUUAACCAGAAGGAAUCUUUUGAGGGGAGUAGAAAGGAUAUCAAUGCAGCUCUGGACCGUAUUUGCGAGUUUACUGGGACUAAGAUUAUCUUCUGCGAUUUAAGGGAGCCAUUUAUUGAGAAUCUGUACAAGCCAAGUGUUUCUCAAUCAAGACUGGAAGCAUUAAUCGAAGCCCUUGACACGGAACUUGGACAACUAUGUACUGUCAUAAUGGAGCCAUUGAGGGAUCGGAUAGUCACAAGCCUGCUUCAAGCAUCACUUGACGGAUUGCUUCGCGUACUAUUAGAUGGUGGCCCGUCUCGUGUGUUUCAUCCAAGCGAAUCAAAGCUACUAGAAGAAGAUGUAGAGGUCUUAAAGGAAUUCUUUAUUUCUGGCGGGGACGGACUUCCGAGAGGAGUCGUUGAAAACCAAAUCGCCCGUGUUCGUCUUGUUGUAAAGCUACACGGAUACGAGACACGAGAGCUUAUCGAUGACUUGAGGUCUCGAAGCAGUUUAGAUAUGCAGCAAGGAGGAAGAGGCAAACUUGGAGCAGAUACUCAAACACUGGUGCGAGUGUUGUGCCACAGAAACGAUUCAGAGGCCUCUCUGUUUCUUAAAAAGCAGUACAAAAUCCCCAAAUCCCACGCCUAAUUGAUAUGCUUUCGGUUAUUGGUGCGAGUUACUUUCUUUUAGUCUUUGUUCAGUGACAAAAAAAUACUUUUGUAUAAACGAUUGAUUUUCAGAAAGCACAGGCUGUAGAGAAGUUACAUUUUUACUUUUACCUGAGCUUUUUAUGUGUCUUUGCUACAAUACAAAUGUUUUCUUUUCCUGUUGAAAUGUAUUUCACUGCAAACGCAUAUUUUUCAUUUAAUUUUAUUCAAAAA
Brassica rapa (field mustard) is the source of this 3840-nucleotide messenger RNA. Its product is annotated as protein unc-13 homolog. NCBI's taxonomy places the organism in Eukaryota, Viridiplantae, Streptophyta, Magnoliopsida, Brassicales, Brassicaceae. The record is from RefSeq and is a predicted model, not a curated record.